Molecule: messenger RNA, 4543 nt
Organism: Microplitis demolitor
Lineage: Eukaryota; Metazoa; Arthropoda; Insecta; Hymenoptera; Braconidae
Exons: 13
Coding region: 346-2508 (720 amino acids)
Molecular function (GO): ubiquitin protein ligase activity
Source: RefSeq, a predicted model, not a curated record
GUUUGUACUUAUGGGCCGUAUAGAGGCUAUAUAUUGUCAUAUAUCAUAUAUCAUUCCUUCUGAUCUACAAGUUUGCCAUGACAAUCUGUGGGUCCUACAUAAUUUUAUUGUUGUUACUACCAUGAAAUUCCUCAAUAUAUAUUUAGUAUAUAUUUAUUAUUAUAAACAAUUAAAUGUUGUAUAAUUUGUAAAUAAUGAGUUUUAAAAUAGUAUCGAUGUGUUGCGACAUUAUUAUUCUUAAUGACAUUAAUAUCGAUGUGAAAAAAAUUACAGUUCCUAAAAUGACGUGGUGAAAAAAUAUAUAAAUCACUUUUGUUCAACACUUGGCUGCUACUGUCAAAGUUUAUGAAUCUGCAAUUUUUUCAUUAUACUGAAAGUUCCAGACAUCAGACAAUUCUAAAUUUUUAUAAAAACUACAACUUAAUGGCUGAAGGUAAGAAUACUGAUGAGGCUUGGAGAAAAUCUAAGGCAGAAGAUAGAAAUGGACUUUUCAAUCCUGAUACUGCUACAAGUUCAGUAGAUUCAAAUUCCACAUCUUUAGCUGAUAUAUUUGAUACGGCUUUUUCUUCAACGGUUGAUCCUACACCUCAAAGAUGUCCUGCUGGUACAGAAAUGGAGUAUGAACAUUUAUUUGCGGAGAGUGAUAUUGAAGAGGCUGAUUCACAAAAUCGCGUUGACUCAUUCACAAAUCAACCGGCACAACACUCGACAGCAUCUAAUAAUCUUGUCUUUUCAUCGUAUAGAUCACCAUCAGCUCCAAUAGCUGAUCCACGAUAUUGGCGUGGGGUUCGUAUUAAUAAUUGCAACAUGUGUCGAACAAGAUCACGAAGAGAUCAAGUAACACAGCCAUUGGAUAAUUUAUGUGACGAAAGAGCCUGUGCUCACUAUCGUCGUAAAAGAAUACUGUAUGACAGAGAAUUACCAACAAAGCAUAAAGCAAAGAAAAAUGAACCUCAUAAAUUAGAUAAUAGUAAUCAACAAGUUAAUAAUUUAAGUGUUGCUGGACCAUCAAGACUUAUUGAUACUCCUGUUGAUUACAGCAUAACCGGGUCAGCCAACCACGUCACUUAUACAAUAGACGACCAACAAUCUAACUCCAACAACAAUCUAACAAGACAAGUAACCAAUGAUAGGUCUUCAAUCCAGUCGACUGCUGUUUCUGCUCAAAUUUCACCAGGUGCUUCUCAUCAAACGACUAAUCACGAUGAUAUUCCUUCAGCACCGGAUUUGCAAUUAGAUUGGUCUUCGAGUAGUGAAAGCGAUGAUGAAGAUGGAUCAAUUCAAGUUCUUGAGACUGUUAAUUACAGCAAUAAACAAAAUACAAAUCAAGAUAAUGAACAGAGUGAUCGUACUGUGACUAUAGUAGAUUUAACUGCUGAAUCUGAUGAUGAAAAUCAUGCUCAUUCAACUGCGACAAAUCCUGUACCAUCACAAGUUCAAGAAAAUACAGCUCUUAGAAAUAAUUCUUACUGCGUUCAUCGACCACCGGAACAUCCUCGCGUAGUUCCUCAUGGAGUUCCUCAUGUACAUCAAGAUCAUCAUCAUCAUCGACCUCCAUAUCAAGAUGCACCUGGAACAAUUGGUUUAACAGGCACAAGAAUGCAUCCGGUUUAUCAACGCAUGUGGGUUCUUCAACAACGUAUACAAGAAAUUCAUCGGCGUCGACUUUAUCAACGUUCACCAGCAGUACACACUUGCACACCACCAAAUGCUCAUAUGUAUCAACCAGCUCGAUUUGUAACGGAUGAAAAUUCUAGCCCAAGCAGUCUUCCCAGAAUGUGUUGUGCAGCCAACGAUAGUGGAAAUCACGUAGAUAAUUAUCCCCAACAUCCUGUCCUACCACCUCCACAACAACCUACAGUAUACAGCCACCCAGAAGCUAGUGGACCUGAAUCUUUAGUAACAAAUUCUCCAAUAUUUCCAUCUUCAGUAUUGUUGAAUUCAGUUCGUAAUCCAGAAAUAGAAGCUCCUACACCUGACGCUAUGCAUCCAAUGCCUGUUCAUCAACACGUGCAUCAUCAUAUGUAUCAUUGGCCCCCGCCGAUGGGAAGACCACAUCUUGCUCGUAUGCCACACGUACAUAUUAUAUCACCACAUAUACAAAAUAAUGUACCACCUGAUAUGAUACCAACAUAUCCAGUACCGUUGUCUGACUUUGUUUUUCAAACAAGGCAUAUGAAUACAGGCUUUGAAAAUUAUAUGCGUAUUGUUGAUUUGCGACGAAUGUCUCAUAUAAGUUGUGGUGCAACACAAGAGUCUAUCGAAAACCACACAUUCCCUCACAAAUACAAACGCGUUAAAAAAGUUGAAAAUGGAGAAGAUGCCAUGGAAAAGUGUACAAUAUGUUUGUCAGAAUUUGAAGAUUUUGAAAGUGUACGAAGACUUCCGUGCAUGCAUUUAUUCCACAUAGACUGCGUGGAUCAAUGGCUAUGUACUAACAAACGAUGUCCAAUUUGUCGAGUCGAUAUUGAAACGUUUCUUCAUAAAGAACUUGCAGCAGCUGUAUAGCUUAAGGUCGGUAAUGUUUAUCAAUAACUAUCGUAUAUUAAUAUCUUGUUUAUCAAUAUAUCGAUGGCCUUACAUUUCCAUGGAUUUAUAAAACUUAAUGUAAUAAUCAAUAGUUUUAUGCUGAGAACAAAAUCGUAUUAAAUCAAAAUAUACGAAACAGUAAAAUUUAAAAUAAUUAUUUUCUGAGAUUCAUUAAAUAAACUCAGAAAUAAUAUUUUGUAAAUAAUAUAAUGUAUAUAAUUAUUUAGCUAAAAUUCAUAAUGAGCAAUUAAUAAAUGCAGUAAUAAUUGUCGAAAAAAAAAGCAUCAUGAUUUAGCGUUAAAAAUAAAAUAUAAGUAAAGACUGCAAUUUGAUUUAUUUAUUUAAAGUGUAGACAUAAAUUUGUAAUGAAUCAUUAUAAAUUUAUUAUUAGAUUAUAACAGUAGGUGUUUAAAAUAACAUAUAAUGAAUGUGUAUAAUUAGAAUUAUAUCAUAUCUUAUUAAAAUUAUACUACCAUUUCCUACAAGCUUAUGAAAAAAUUUUUGCACAUCAAUUUGUUGAUUUCGCCGAUGGUGCUAUGAUUAAUAUCUAUAGCAAUAUUGCUAUAAAAAAUAUAUAAAGUACGUAACAAUAUCUCGAAAUAAAUAUAUAAUAAUAAUAAUAAUAAUAAUAAUAAUAAUAAUAAUAAUAGUAAUUAUUAAAAACAUAAUAAUGGGAAUUAUUGUAAAAACCAUGCUAUAAAUUAGUAUUUUUUAAAUUUUUUUUGUGAACAAACUUGUCAUUUAAUUUGUUUUUAGUAUUUAUUUUACAAAAUAAUAGCUGUAAUAUUGGAAUAAGUGGAACUUAUUUUGUUAACAGCUUUGCGAUUAAGUGCAGUCAACUACCCAUUAUAAGCCUGGUCUAGGAGACGCAGGGAAAUUUUUCUUGGAAUUAAAAUCUCCCCACUACCGUGCGUUUAGUUUUGUUCUCGACUAUUCGUUAUAAGCCUGUUAAAUAGCAAAUUUCUAUGAUUAUUUUGGCUAUUUUUAUCUACUGUUAGUUUAUAAUUUGAAAAUCUUAACGGAGGCUUAUAACGAGGUGUUUUGUACAAAAUUUUUUGAUUCAGUAACUUGUGAUUAAGGGCAGUUGACCGUACUAUAAAUUUUGUAACUUUAAACGCAAUAAUUGUCAUUUUAUUUAAAAUUAAUUUUUUAAGAUAUUAAUAAUUUAAAAUAUUGAUUUAAUAAAUAUAGUGGGUCAAAUUUAUUACGAAGCUUUACAAUUAAUUUUGAAUAUUUUUUUUUAUUUAUUCAUUUAACUGCCACGUAAAUUUGUAUGAUAAUUAAAAUUUGAAUUAAAACAACAGUUUAUUAUAUUAAUUAGUUGAUUAGAAAAAUAAUCGAUUAAUAGCUUUAUAAAAAGCUUAAAAAAUUAUUUUUAUUUAUUAAAUUAACUGCCAGGUAAAUUUAUGUGAUAAUUAAAAUUUGGAUUUACCCGACUUAUUAUAUUGAUUGACAAUUAAUAUAAUCAUAAAGUCCUCCAAAAAUAGAUUUUCUUUUUUAAAUUAUUGAUAUUGAUUUUCUUAAUAUAUAAAAUUUUGUAAAAUAAUAUAAUUUAAAGUAUGAAUUGAGGUGCUGCAUUUUUUACAAACUAUGUAAAUAAUAGAUUUGUAAAUUCGGUACUACGACUAAAAGGUUGAAUCAUCUACACACAGAUAAUUUUACAGAAAAAAAUAACACUGGGACAACAACUCGAUAUUCUUGAGAAUUAUUAUAUUUGUAGUAAAAAACACCCAAAAAGAUAUUUAUUUUUUAAAUUAUAAUUUCAUUAUUGUAGUAAUUUUUCUAUAAAUUUUUCAUGUAAAAAAUAUACCGUAAAAUUUUCUGAGUGUAGGAAAAUAAAUGAAAUAUAAUAAUAAAAUAAUUUUAUAACUACAUAAUUUAUAAGUCUUUAUAAAUUGUAAAUAUUUAAGUAAAUAAUGUAACAUAAUGUUACUUAUAUAUAUUUACUGUUAAAGUGUAAUAGCCGCGUAAAAAAAAAUCCACGUAUUCAAAAUUAAUAAAAAACAUAAAUAUA